AUGGCUCGCCUCACAAGUCUGUUGAUGGCUGUUGCCGCUGUUGUCGGUACUGCCCAAGCAACCCUUCCCACGGAAUGGACACCCAUUUGCAAGGAGAUCGAGGCCAAGAUCUCGAAGGCCAGCGAUGUCAUCUACCCGAUCCAGGCUGUCUCCUUCACGUCAGCCAUUACCCAUUGGUUCUGGUCGUCCUAUGAGAAGCCGUCGUGCGUAUUCGCACCUGGGUCUGCAGAGGAUGUGUCGAUUGCGCUGCAGAUUAUUGGCGCUACCAAGACCCCUUUUGCCGUCCAGUCUGGCGGUCACUCGUCGAACCCAGGCUUCUCCAGCACCAAGGGUGUACACAUCUCGCUCAAGAGGCUGGACCAGGUGAAGCUGUCUGAGGACAAGAGCGUCGCCGAGAUUGGCUUUGGUAACAUCUGGGUUGAUGUGUACAAGGCCCUGGAAGGUACCGGCAGAAACGUUGUUGGAGGAAGAGUGCCCGGCCCGGGCGUUGGUGGCUUCACCCUCGGUGGUGGAUACUCCUGGAAGACCAGCCAGUAUGGCCUGACCUGUGACACUGUCAAGAGUUUUGAGCUUGUCCUUCCCAACGGAACCAUUACCAGGGUAUCCAAGACCCAGAACCCCGAUCUCUUCUUUGCCCUCAAGGGCGGUUUGAACCGCUUCGGCAUCGUCACCUCGGCUGAAUUCUACACCCAUGAGCAGCCCGACAAGGUCUAUGGCGGUCUCGGUAUCUAUCCCACCAGUGCAGUUGACAAGAUUCUCAACGCCACUUCUGAGUUCGCGAACCUGAACAAGGAUCCCAGGACCCAGAUUAUCACCACCCUCGAGGGCAGUCCUCUGGGUACCACUGCUUUGGUCCUGUUCUUCCACGAUGGUCCUGAGAAGCCGGCCUCGUUUGAGGUGUUUGACGAAAUCAAGCCGCUGAUCAAGGCUGUCAAGGCUCAAAGCUUCGUCAGCUUUGUGAACACCUUUCCUGCGCAGGUUCGCCAGUUGACCAACAUUCGUGGUGGUUUCAUCAGCUUUUCGACCACUGAGCUGUCUCAGACUUUCCUGGAGGCCAUCAGGCAAGAGACUGAUGCCCUCAACAAGAUCAUGGGUCUCCACGGCGGCAUCACCGUCAGCUAUGACAUUGAGCCCUUCACCAAGUACGGCGAGCACGCCACCGAGAGUGCUUUCCCGCACACCGAGUCUCCCCUUCCGCUCAACAUCUACUUCGCGUGGUCUCUUCCCAAGAACGACGAGUUCUGGUACGGCCGCAUGAAGCAGACCCUUGAGACGCUCAAGAAGGUGGCCAUCGACGACGGCAUCUACAGCGAUGCCUUCACCUACUACCCCAACUAUUCGCUCUUUGACGCGACUCCGGAGGAGCUGUAUGGCAACGAGAACGCGGCGCGGUUGGCCAGGAUCAGGGACCAGAUUGACCCUAACAGGAUCAUGGAGCUGGCCGGUGGUUACAAGAUCUAA
Molecule: messenger RNA, 1461 nt
Organism: Sordaria macrospora k-hell
Lineage: Eukaryota; Fungi; Ascomycota; Sordariomycetes; Sordariales; Sordariaceae
Molecular function (GO): FAD binding
Source: RefSeq, a predicted model, not a curated record